AUUCGUUUCAGUUCUGUAUUCACAGAACCGAAACCGAGAGGAGGAGAAAAAGAAAGGAGAAGAAGAAGAAGUCGCCGCCAUCCUUUUGUUCCGCCGCCGUCCGUCGCCGACCGCCCUCGCCGUUGUUCCUCGUCGCCGUCUGCCACUUUAGCCAUUAUGUCAUAUCGACGACCAAAUUUUAUGGAGACGGACGAUAUGUUCCUCCAGUUUGAGGACGAUUUAGAUAAUAACAUCGCGGGAGGGUCAUCAUCUGUGGGCGACAAUACGGGGUCUUCUUCUCAACAAACGACUCCGACUCCUAGGAGACGUGCGCAGUCUCGACUCUUGGAGUUAGAGCGCCACGUUGCAAUAAAUGGGCGCAUUCCGAUGACGAUCGCCCCUGGAGCGGAGAAGCCUAUUUCUCCACACGCCGUUCGCUUCAGCCAGGCGAUAGGCGUGUGCGUGCGAAAGACAUUUCCCGUCUGCUGUCUUAAGUGGACGGACGUUGGGAGAGAAUACAUUGAGGUCGUCAAGGGCGACCUCCAGCGAUUCUUUGUGCUUGAUUUCAAUGAUCAAGCAAUGAACAGGUUUGUUGAGCAUCAGAUGCUCACGACCUUUAAAGAGUUCCGGGCCGACUGUCAUAAACAUUUCAAAAAGUACAGCGACCCGGAGGAGGCUCGUGCCAACCCACCAAACGCAUUGGUUGGACGUGAUGAGGAUUGGCACUUCCUCUGCGACCAUUAUAUCAGCCGUGCAUUCCAGGAGCAAUCACGGACAAACAAGGCUGCUAGACAGAAGCAGCCUUACAAUCAUAGUAGCGGGUCCAAGUCGUUUCUACAACGACAGUAUGAGCUCGCUGAAAGAAGAGGGCAGCCGGUCGAUCGUGUGGAAUUGUUCCGGGAAACACACGUUCGAGCUGGGACAUUCGUGUCGCAAGCCGCCGAGGAUGCGCAUCCUAUCCCAGAGGGUAGUCAGCCACUCUCUGAGGAUGAGAUAUGCGAUCAGGUGUUGGGUAGACGACCAGGCUACUCAAAAGGCCUUGGUUGGGGACCCAAGCCGAAGGCCCGCAGAACGGCAAGUGCAAGCAGUUCGUCGACAUCUUGUUCGCAGUCCACACAAAAAGAGAUUGAAUUACAAGCUAAACUUCAUGAAGCUUUGGAACGGAUUGAAGUACAAGAUAGAAAUCACCAAGCAUUAGCUUCACAAGUGGAAGCUAUGAAAAAGAUGAUUGAAGACCUAACUCGUGCACAACAGGGACCACCACAUGAUUCCUAGCUUCAUUAUGUUUAUGUUUUUUCUAUAUUGAGAACUAUAUUUUGUUGUAGUCAACUUAUUCGUAUUAUUAAUUUUAAUUCUAUUUUUUUAA
Molecule: messenger RNA, 1345 nt
Organism: Cucumis melo (muskmelon)
Lineage: Eukaryota; Viridiplantae; Streptophyta; Magnoliopsida; Cucurbitales; Cucurbitaceae
Exons: 6
Coding region: 157-1254 (365 amino acids)
Source: RefSeq, a predicted model, not a curated record